AGUAGAAUGUCAGAAGAUAUUGAAGAAAUUGAAAAAGAAGUAGAAAUUGAAUUAGACAGAAUCAGUGUUUCUUCGUUUGGAACAGAUGAUCCUGACUCAGAGGUAGCAGAUGAGCCCUUGAGUGACAGUGACACAAUUUCAGAUGGCUUACCAGAAUCAGUUCUCUCCUAUUUAAACUUUAUCAAGAGCAGCAACCAAGAUGCUGAAAACCUUAUACUGCAGGACUUGGAAGGUGAGAGAAGUACAAGUGACACUUAUGAAGUAGUUUCUUGCCAUCCUUCUAAAUCAAAUGAAGAUUCAAAACAACUUAAUGAAAAGAUACUGCUUGAAGACUUGAAGCUUGCUGCAACACCUGAUUAUAGACAGUCCAUCAGUGAUGAAGUGGGCACUGAUGACCACUUUCUUACAGCUGGUCUUGAAAUGAGCAUAAGUCUUGCCCAUUGUGAAGUAGAAGAAGAGUGUAGACCAGCACUUGAGCUUGAAGAUGAAAAGAUGAAAAAGUGGAAAGCUGAGAGAAACUCAUGGGAGAAAAAGAAUGAAGAGGAACAUGCAAGAAGGUUGCAGGAUCUAGAGCAAUUUGAGGCUGAAAGAAUAAAGUUAGAUCUUCUUCAUAAGAAACGCCAAGCUGCAAUAGAAGAUGAGUUACAGAAAGAAGAGGAAGUUUGGAGAAACAGAAUGAGGCAACAUGAGGAAGUGAUCUUGAAACUACAAUUGCAAAUGGAAGAGGAGAAAAAGGCCUUGGAAGAGCAGAAAGCAAAAGAAAGACAACAACUGGCUGAACAACAGAAUAUAGCAGCUGUGAAAAUCCAAGCUAGAUUUAGAGCAUUUUUAGUCCGUAAAAAAUAUGCUCCCAUUUUAAAACAAUGGAAAUAUGAAAUGAGAAAGAAGCAGAAAAUACUAGAGGAAAUAGAGAGAGAAAUGAAAGAAAGAGAGGAGAAAAUGAACAAGCGAAUGGAAGAAAACAAGUUAAAGAGAAAAGAGGAAAGAAAGGGACAAGAAGAACUUGAAAGACAAGAAUAUUUGAAACCGUUGAGGAGGCAUGAGGAAUACGAGAAAAAGAAAGAAAGCCUGAGACUGGAAAGAGGAAAACAACUGCAAAUAAGAAGAGAAGAAGAAAGAAAAUUAGAACAAAAAAGAACAGAAGCUGUGAUGAGUGAAAAUGUAGAAAAUAACAUAGAAAACAUAAAAAAGGAUAAUAAGACAGAAAAUAUGAAAGUAAUAAGAGAAGAGAAGGAGGAACUAAAUAAACAAGUAAAGGAACCAGAAGAAAAACAUGCUGAAAUGAUGGAUGAAAGAAAUAAUAGGAUGAUUCCAGCAGAAAGAAAUUUGACACCAACUGUGCUAGGCUCUGAGAAGGAGCACUCUUCUCAAGUGAAUAAUGAGAACUUAUACAUUAAUUCAGUAACACAAGUAGAAGAAAAUUACUCACAAACAAAUUAUCUUGAUAAAGCUUCAAAUGGUCAUAUUUUAAAGGAUGACUCUCUUAACUCUGAUAAAGCUUCAAAUGGUCAUAUUUCAAAGGAUGAAUCUCUUAACUUCGGUGCUAAUGGCAUGGUAGAAAAUAAGGCAAACUGCAUAUGCUGCAUAUUGAACUGCAUAUGCACCAGCCCACCAAAUGUCCAGCCAAAUGCUAAUAACAGAGAAAUUAAAGAUCCAUUUUCUCACUAUGAAACUAUGAAGAAAACUUUAUUUCUUAUUGAAAGUUCUACUGAAGAAGUCAAAGACAACUGGGACAGUAGUCAAGAUGUGGCAGAGUCUUCUAGUAAAGUAUUUUUUCCUGAUGAUAUUGAAAAGAAGAGAAUAAACUGGAUGAACACAUGCAAAUCUUGGUCUAAAAUAUAUGAAGAAAACCAAAGAAAACAAGCAACUGUAAGAAAACGACUAAGGAAAAGUUCAGUUAGCAAGAUGCCUCCACUAAGUACAGAAAAGAUAAUUCAUAGUGGCCCUUGGAGGACCUUGCAACAGGUCACAACGCUUACGCUCGAAGAUUUGCCAGCUUGUAGCCUCUCAACCUUAUCUGAGUGUUCAAAUCUUCAAGUUUUGACUCUGAGGCGCUGUGGACUGGUUGCACUGGAAGGACUAAGUAGCUGCAAAGACCUGAAGUAUAUCAAUGUGGAGGACAAUGACAUUCAGGUAAUUGACUGUGCAAAUCUGGAAAAUCUCUGUAUUCUCAUUCUGAAUAAGAACCGUCUUUCAUCAGUUUGUGGCUUAAAUGGAUGCAAAAAUCUCCAAAAUCUUGAACUUUCCUACAAUAGAAUCACUCGAAUUGGUGGCCUGGAGUCACUGAAAAAUCUUCAACAAUUAAUAGUGGACCAUAAUCAGUUAAUCAGCACAAAAGGUCUUUGUGAGGUACCUACUCUCAUUCACCUAGACUGCUCUUUCAAUCAUCUCGCACAAGUUGAAGGCAUUGAGAAUUGUGGCCUGCUUCAGGUUCUGAAGUUGCAGGGCAAUAAUCUCCAGGAGCUUCCAAGACUGGAAAAUCAUGUUCUCUUAAGAGAACUAUAUUUGGAUGACAAUAGCAUUUCUUCUUUGAGAAUGCUUUCUUUGUAUUGGUUGCCUCUAUUGCAAAUUCUUUUGCUGUCUCAAAAUAGAUUAACUGACCUUGUGCCUUUAAAUUCAUUUGUAUUUUUGGAAAAGCUAGAUAUCAAAAAUAACUGCUUGUCAGAUCUUAAAGAAGUCCAUACAUGGUUUAGUGGAUGCCGUAAACUAAAGGAGUUGUCAUUGAGUGGGAAUCCUCUUCUCCAAGAAAAGAACUGGAGGUCUUCCAUGUUGGAGGUCCUGCCUAGUUUGCAGUUGCUUGAUGGUGAAAUCUUAACCCUUCAUACUUUACCCACAAUUGAAAGAAUCAAAGCAUCAGAAUUAGGAACUUUUCUGAGACUUUGUCAAGUUCAAAUUGAAGAAAAUAUUCAACUGAAAAAAAAGGCUGCUGAAUUGGAAGUUGCCUCUUCUAUUGAUUCUGCACUGGGACAAUGCUGGUAUUUUAAUCAGUUGAUGAAACUUAGUAUUAAACAUCGAUAUGUACAUGAGUACGGUCAACUAAACAUUACUGACAGAGAUGGACCAGAAGCACUUCAAAAUCAUUUAAAGCAUGCAUCCACUGGCUGCCUACAGGAAAAUAACCUCUUUAUCAUGGGUGCGACAGAAAAUAAACAGGUCUUGUUGGAUCCUUCCAAAAGAUGGAUUGCUACUGGUGAUAUUCAGGCCACAUUCAUUAACUCCUCCAUACCUGUACACCAGAAGGAAAAUAGAGGAGAUCAGAGAUUGAAGCAGAAGAGCACUGAAUCUUGUAUUAAUUACAGUGUGGAGAGCAAAGGUGACAAUAAUAUGUCAGGCAAGCUCACAUUGCAACAGUCAGUGAUAGUAACAAGUGAUAUGGGAAGAAAUUUCCAGCACUUUGGGAAUGAUAAAGAAAGACUACAUAUGGCAGCAUCCUUGAUCCAGUCUUUUUGGCGACAGUACCAUGCUCAGAGGACAAAUAACUGCAAUAAAACAGAGAAUCAUCAGUUUGUAGAAGCUUUGAGACAGAAACAUGAAGCUGCCACAGUAAUCCAGGCAUUUUGGAAGGGUUUUCUUUUGCGAAAGAAACUGGCCAGUGCUCUUGCAGAUGUUAAAAGUGAUGAAGUGGAAGAUGAAUAUGAAGAAAUAAAUGUGGAUGCUUUCACAUUUUCUGAAGCUGCAUUAGAGAAGGAAUGGCUAACUCUAGAUUCCACCCGUUUCCCUUCAAAAACACUCCUGCUCUCAAACCAGCUGCACUGGCCAAAGAAGUCUUCUAGGCCUUCAGAUUCCAGAGGACAUUCGAAUAGUUUGCCAUUAGCACCAGAAGAAGUUUGGCAGUGUGCUAGCAGACCACAUUCAUACUCAGCAGAAAAAGUCCAUUUUCAUAGCAGGUCAGGGAAGGAAACAAUGUCACAGCUUUCUAACUGGAAAGAAAAAAAGGAAUUUUUAUUGAAGUCUGAAAAAGAAGAGAAGAUAUCAGAAGAAUGGGGUUUUAAGGAUAUUUCUACUGCACAGCUAAUGCUGAAGAGGGCCCACAAAAUGAAACCUAAGAAAUGCAGUAAUAAAAGUUUAGACCCAGCUGUGCGCCUGGCGUUGUUCAAAAACAAUGAAAAUAAACAUCUCUCUGUGAAACCUCCAGGGAAGACACAGCCUAUAAGUGCUGGCUACUUUGAAGGUAAAAAAAUUUCCCAGCUGGAUACUACUUUAGAUGAGAAAUUACAGAGAAAAGACUUCACAUACCAAUGGCUUCAUGCACAACUUUUGGAUUAUGAAGCAGCCAGUUCCAGAAAUACGAAGUGCUGUCAUUUUUUGCCUGAGCUAGAUCCUGCGACAUGUGACAACAGACAAGUACAACUUGUGGCAAGCCCUGUAAGCAGAGAAGACAUGGAUUUAGACCUUGUUUCCAUGGCCAGUGGAAGUGCUUUGACUGAGAACAGAGAAAAAAAUAAGCCACCACACAGACACUCAGCACGAUCCUCAAAAAAUAAUAUUUCUACUCCAGAAAAAUCAUGUUUGGGUCCGUCUUAUAGAGAACGAAUAUCAUUUCGAGACCAUCCAUUGCAGCUAAGCGGAGGAUGGGGAGCAGGCAAAAAAAGGCAAAAGCUUAAAAAAUAUUAG
Molecule: messenger RNA, 4614 nt
Organism: Cinclus cinclus
Lineage: Eukaryota; Metazoa; Chordata; Aves; Passeriformes; Cinclidae
Gene: LRRIQ1
Product: leucine rich repeats and IQ motif containing 1
Exons: 26
Coding region: 7-4614 (1535 amino acids)
Molecular function (GO): protein binding
Source: RefSeq, a predicted model, not a curated record